This is a messenger RNA of Penicillium brevicompactum, 1842 nucleotides long. Its product is annotated as Amidase. The coding region runs from base 1 to 1842 and encodes 613 amino acids. Lineage: Eukaryota; Fungi; Ascomycota; Eurotiomycetes; Eurotiales; Aspergillaceae. The record is from RefSeq and is a predicted model, not a curated record. The transcript is spliced from 6 exons.
AUGUUGGGCUCAAGCCUUCUCCUCGCCGUUGCUGCAGCCUUGCCGGUGCACGUCAUUGCCUCCUCGGUGGCUCAGGUUGGAGACAUAGCUUACUAUGUCCCGGAUAAGGUUGAGGUGGACAAAAUUUUUGAUGGCAAAGAGCCGCGUCCUAUCACAGUUGUGACUUCGACUGAUAAAGCAAUCUCGGCUGCAUGGCUCAAUCAAACCAUUAAUGACUUCAAAUCAAAAGAUGAUGUCUAUUCGGACAGCUUCUCUUCGGCCUUUUACUUCCAAGGUCCUGAGGGCGUUGCUCUUGCAGAUGAUGCUCGGGAAUUUUUCCACAACCUGAAACCCCGACUGGUGGAAUUUGCUCCUUUCUCUUCUACGCCACUCCCUGAUGGUCCAUACUUUGCAACACGCUACGGCCUUCACCGUGCCUGGCGCCUCUAUGAUGACUUCACAAACUCUUUCACUCUUGCUUCAGUGCCAUCAGACGAGAGCCCGGACGUUUAUGAGCCUCUUGCGGCCAAAGGUGGGAGCCAGCUGGGAGGUAUCUCAGUGGCUGUCCCAUCCAGACUUUUCUAUACGCCUACCCCCGAAAAGCCUCUUGCUGGAUACCGCGUGGCAGUGAAGGACGAAUAUGAAAUCAAUGGCCUCGUCACGACUUACGGCAGUCGAGCCUACGCAAAGACAUACCCUCCAGCCAAUCAAACCUCCGGCGUCAUCCAGAGUUUGAUCGACCAAGGUGCCAUCAUCGUCGGCAAGACAAAGCUAUCGUUGUUCGCUGGUGCUCUUUUCACGGCUUCUGAGUGGACUGACUAUGAACUACCAAUUAAUGUCCGAGCCGAUACUUACCAAAUCCCUGGCGCUUCUUCAGCAGGAUCGGGAUCUUCGAUGGCUGCAUAUGACUGGUUGGACAACACAGUGGGUGAAGAUACCGGUGGUUCGAUGCGUUUCCCGUCCGCAUUGAAUGGUGUCUUCGGAAUCCGCUCGUCACUUAACAGCACAAAUAACACUGCCACACAUUUUGGACCAUUCGAUGCCGCUGGACACUUUGCUCGUGACGUUGACUCCUUCAACACCUUCGGUUCAGCCAUGUACCGCGGAUCCGGGUUGAAGAAUUACACCAAGUUCCCCACGAAGAUUCUUUACCCACGCGAGUACUGGGUCAAUAUCGCAGAAAACUACACUGCUCCCGGCGAAGAAUAUGUUCAGAAGUUAGAGGCGUUCUUGGGCGUGAACCGAACUAUUGUCGAUACCAAUAAGUUGUGGCUCAAGACAUCUGGUCAUGGAAACGCCAGUAUCGCAGACUACUUCGAGAAUAACGCCGAUACUUUUGCCAACGACUUUAAAACAGACUAUUUCAAGAAGUUUGGAAUUUAUCCCUACAUGUCUGUCGACACACCUGGAACCAACUCCACAGAGCCCGAAAGCGACGCCAAAGCCAAGCUUGGGAAAGCACAACGAGCAGAGUUCCAAGCUUGGUACAGAAAAUAUAUCCUUGCUUCCAAUGAUGAGACCUGCUCGGAGACAAUUGUUGUCUUCCCGUUCAACGGGAAUGGUGGGGUCCCUUGGUACCGAGACGCUACCACGAAGGACUCAGCGGGUGGCUUUGCUACUGCACCUGAAGGAUAUCUCAGCUGGAACAUGCUGUCAGUUCUCAACGGAAGUCCAGAGCUGGCAGUCCCUGUUGGCGAGGUUGGAUAUACGAGCAAAAUCAGCUUGGUUGAAGAGAAGAUCCCCGCCGCUCUUGAGAUCCAAGCGGCGUAUGGAUGUGAUAUCAUGUUGUUGAACCUUGUCCGUGAAUUGGCCUACAACACAGAUGCAACCAAACGUGUCAAGACAGGACGCUUCAUGUUCUAG